Molecule: messenger RNA, 5552 nt
Organism: Bicyclus anynana (squinting bush brown)
Lineage: Eukaryota; Metazoa; Arthropoda; Insecta; Lepidoptera; Nymphalidae
Gene: Adss
Product: adenylosuccinate synthetase
Exons: 10
Coding region: 103-1455 (450 amino acids)
Biological process (GO): 'de novo' AMP biosynthetic process; IMP metabolic process
Cellular component (GO): cytoplasm
Molecular function (GO): GTP binding; adenylosuccinate synthase activity
Source: RefSeq, a predicted model, not a curated record
UCAAAACUUCGAACAAAAAAAUCUUUUUUGGUGUUUGGAAUCUGCGCGCGCAUGUCUUGUACACUCUCAUACUUUUUUCGAAGUUGUUCUGCGAAGUGAAUAAUGGCUUCGAUUACAAUUGCGAAGCCCGCCGAAGUAAACGGCGACUGCCCGCGCUUAAGUAAAAAUUAUAAAAUGGAAACUAACAAAGUGACUGUUGUUCUGGGUGCUCAAUGGGGCGAUGAAGGCAAAGGAAAAGUGGUGGAUCUUCUCGCCAUAAACUCUGACAUCGUGUGCCGCUGCCAGGGUGGCAACAACGCCGGUCACACCGUCGUAGUCAACGGCAAGGAGUUUGACUUCCACCUGCUGCCCAGUGGCAUCAUCAACUCGAAAUGCACCUCCGUUAUAGGAAACGGAGUUGUGAUCCAUCUCCCAGGCCUUUUCGAGGAGUUGAAGAAGAACGAACUGAAGGGCAUGGAGGGCUGGCAACAGAGGCUCAUCAUAUCCGACCGGGCGCACCUCGUCUUCGACAUACAUCAGCAGGUUGAUGGUCUUCAAGAAGCUGAGAAGGGGAAGAACUCUCUGGGGACCACGAAGAAGGGCAUCGGCCCGACCUACUCGUCCAAGGCAACGAGGAACGGUAUAAGAAUAGGUGAUCUUCUCGGCGACUUCGACAUAUUUGAGGAAAAGUUCAGAACUCUGGCGGCGAACUACAAGCGCAUGUUUCCGUCCCUCGAGGUGGAGAUCGACAGCGAGUUGGUCCGGUACCGCGAAUAUGCGGAGAAGAUCCGGCCGCUGGUUCGUGAUACCGUCGCGUACCUGCAUAAGGGGAUAGAGGAGGGGAAGAGGGUGUUGGUGGAGGGGGCCAAUGCCGCCAUGUUGGACAUUGACUUUGGUACGUAUCCGUACGUGACGUCAUCAAACUGCAGUAUCGGCGGCGUGUGCACCGGCCUCGGCAUCCCCCCCAAGCUAAUAGGGGAGGUGCUGGGGGUGGUCAAAGCUUACACCACGAGGGUCGGCGACGGACCCUUCCCUACGGAGUUACACGAUGAGACGGGACAGAUGCUGCAAGAGCGUGGCCACGAGGUGGGCGUGACCACGAAGCGCGUGCGCCGCUGCGGCUGGCUCGACCUCGUGGUCGUGCGCUACACCGCCAUGGUCAACGGCUAUACAUCUUUAUGUCUAACCAAGCUGGACAUUUUGGACACGUUAAAAGAGAUCAAAGUCGGCGUGGCGUAUAAGUCUAACGGGAAGAAAAUCAACUAUUUCCCGUCUUCAAUGCCAGAGCUGAGCAAUGUUGAGGUGGAGUACGUCACGCUGCCAGGCUGGGCCUGCAGUACGGAAGACGUGCGCGAGCUGGGCAAGCUGCCGCCCGCCGCGCAGAACUACGUUAAGGUCAUCGAGGACUUCUUGCAAGUGCCAGUGAAGUACAUCGGCGUGGGUCAAGGUCGCGAGUCCAUAAUAAGCGCCCAUUAACGCCUCGCGCGACUUGUUAGUGAAAUGUAUGUUAUAAUGUAAUUGUACGCUAAAUGUAUUGUUUAGGGACGGCUAUUAUACUGCGGAUUACUGCUAUUUCUGUUAUAUCCUACAAAUGAAGCCUUAAAAGCUCACCGAGAGGGGGUGGUUGGAUCCCAGCGCUGGGCUAUUGACGUACUCACUACUAACACAGUAUUUACUCACUAGUUGGAGGGGAUUGGUAACAUAAUGAAGAGGAUAGCUUUGAUUGUUUGUUUGUGUGUUUUGAAUAGGCUCUGGAAGUACUGAACCGAUUUGAAACAUCAUUUUACUGUUAGGAAGCUACACUAUCCCCGAGUGCUAAAGGCUAUAUUUUACGUAAAAUUGUAUUGGAAUCGGUGGUAAAAUAUCAUGGAUGAUGACAAAAAUAUGAAUUCAUAAUCCACGUGAAACUGGAAAGAUAAAAUGUCCCCAAUGACACAAAUACAAAUGCAAGCUAUAAAAUGAAGAAUUCAAUUUAAACUUUUAAUUGCAGGCAAAAAGAAUUGAAUUAAAAUUAUAAUUUGUAGGUACAUUAAAAUGCAUAAAGGUUCACUCUUUGGGAGUUUUUGUCAACUUCUCGGUUACUUUAGUAUGAAAAUUGGAAGUUUUUAAUAAGUUUCAUGUGUGAGUUAUGUACUUGGGAGUUACCAAAGAGGCUUACAGGUUACUAGAUACGAGCUAACAUAGAAGGGUUGCCAGGGGCUUAGCAUCUGGCGAUUAAUGUGUUAUAUUAUAUCAAAAACACGCUUAACCCUACACCCAUCGGUCACAAGCCCGAGAUUCUGCUCAGACUUUCAGUGUCACACAAUAGACCCGGCAUCUGCUAGUGAAUUCAUGGAAAUAAGCUAAGAUAUUUGUUUUUCCCUUGCUCUCUCAUUACACAUACCAGUGUGUGUUGAAUAUACAGAAAUAGUAGUAAAUCCUCACAUUUAUACAAUCGUCAAUUCCCACAUGUUAAGGGAUACGCAAAUAGUUAAAAAGGCUCGUUAAAGUUGGUCGUACACCUAAAAUAAAUAUGAAAGCAGGGGUGGUCAACCUAAUUAAACUGAAGAUCUACUUUCUACUGCAAAAUGACUUAUUCCAUAAUGGGUAUUAAAUUACAAAGUCGUUGCAAAAGCUAUUUUCCAGAAAAUUUUUUGAAGCGAUUUGAAAGGUUGGCCACCCCUGCUCUACCCUUUACUAUGUGCGAUCAACUCAUACUAAUAGUUUGUAAUAACAGCAUAUGCAAGCCGAUAUAUUUAUAUAUAAUAGCAACAGUAUUUUUACCCGACUCUAGCAGACAGAGGGUAAUGUGUUUAUUUAUAUCUGUGAAUGCACAUACAAACGCAUUGUUGUUUUAUAUACUGAAGAAACGUUGUAGGCAAUAAAAUGUAUUAGGCGCCACAUCCACGAUUGUUGUCAGAAAUUCUUUUGCUUUCGAAGACUUAAUGUUAGGUUUAAGUUCCAAUUUCUGUCUAACUUGGUAAUGAUACCUUCGUUAUCAACCUAUAUUCGGCUCAUUGCUGAGCUCGAGUCUCCUCUCAGAAUGACAGGGGUUAGGCCAAUAAUCCACCAUGCUGGCCCAAUGCGGAUUGGCAGACUUCACACUUGUAGAGAAUUGAGAAAAUUCUCAGGUAUGCAGGUUUCCCCACGAUAUUUUUCCUUCACCGUUUGAGACACAGGACAUAUUUAAUUUCUUAAAAUGCACAGAACCGAAAAGUUGGAGGUGCAAGCCCCGGACUCUCUAGACUAACUCGACAGUAUAAAUCGACCCUACCUCUCUCUGGCUAACAUGAUACUAUAGAUAGAGAAAGAUAAAGACGAAUUCAAAACUCACACCCUUGAGUUAUAUAAACAGGAUAGUACUACUGCACAGAGGUUAUAAAUCCUAUUUGAGAUUUUGACGGCCUCCUGGGUCCUGGGUUCGAUCCCCGGCUGGGCUGAUUGAGGUUUUCUUAAUUGGUCCAGGUCUGGCUGGUGGGAGGCUUCGGCCGUGGCUAGUUACCACCCUACCGACAAAGACGUACCGCCAAGCGAUUUAGCGUUCCGGUACGAUGUCGUGUAGAAACCGAUAAUUAUUCAAUCAAAUCGAGGGUUAACCUGUAGACAAAGUGUAGGGCAAAUUAUUUUUUUAACAAUUUUGAACGGUCGUGGAUAUGGCGCUUAAGGGCCUUGUCCAGUCUCAGUUGUAUUAUAAAAGUUUAAAGCUCUUUAUAAAUAUGUAUAGCUUUUGAUACAUUUUUGUGCAUUAUCGCAUCGCAAUUAUAUAAUAAGUAUAAUAUUGAGUUCACGAUUUAUAUACAUGCAUGUUGAUACAUAUAGUCUGGCAAGUUUGUUGAUGACACUCUCAUGAUAUGCGGGCGACGGGGGGAAAGACUGCGUGCGCGGAAGUGAGGUGCAUCAAUCGUGGGUUUUUCAUUCAUCGCUACACGCCCCCCGGCCCGCGCGGAUUAUCGGGAGUGUUACGAACGAAGUUGCCAAGCUAUACAUGUUAUUUAUAUAGUAAUAGUGACUGGCAUGGUUCCUAUUAUAUCCAAAUGGAAAUUCUUUUUUAAUUGUAUUGCAAGUACCUACACAUACAGAUGUCGCUCGAAACGUCUUCGCAUGUUAAUGCAUCACUGUUGAUACAUUUGCUAUUGUAUUUUAAACCUUAACUUUGAUCAAUAAUGUGUAUAUUUAUUUGUUUAAAAUAAUUAUCAGCCUCAGAUUCAAGGCAGAUGACUCAAAGCCAGUUUGACGUGACAACGUCUUAUAAUUUAAUGGAGACGGCUGCAAACUCGAAAAAAGAUGACGUCAUGCGUCGUUCCCUCGUUCUAGGGUUGCCAACUCUUUUUACAAGAAAUAUAGUAUAUUCUGGUCUAUAAAGAUUAUUAAACAGUAUUUUAGAAAACGAAAAUUUUCUUUUGAAAAUUGCGACCAUUCCAUUAGUAUUUUCUUAUGACGUUGUCACUUUCAACUAUCGUCAGUAAACCGACUUUAUAUACAACCGAUUUUUUUUAUAGAUUGUCGUACUAUGCAGAUCGUUUUUAACUGCCUGGAAUUAAUUUAAUUAAUUAAUUACAUUUCAAGUGAUUUUAACUAGUUAUUUUUGUUUCUUGAUGCCUAUAAUAAAGACAACCUUUUUUUUAAAGGCUGUAUGUAAUAUUAUUUAUAUUGCACAUACAUUAUGGCACAAACACACAGAUAAAGAUGUGCUGAUAUUAUAUUAAUUAUACUUAUUUUUAUUGUUUUGUUUCGAGCGAAUUAUCUAACAUCAAAAUUAUUGUAUGUAUGACAAUUGAUACAUCUAAUGUGACUUUACAAUUUGAAUUUUUUAUCCACAAUUUUAUGCCUCCAAUGAGAACAAUAUUUGAAAACAGAUCAGCUUUAUUUAUAUCAUUCGUAUUAUAAUAUUAUUUUAUAUUCAGGUACUAUUCAACUGUUGCAUGGAAGGUUUUAUUUUUUAAUUGCCGAUUUUUAUACAUACAAUUCCAAACAGACUUCCGAGGACGACAAAUUAUAAUUUGUAUGGCUGUAUCAGGGGAUAUACAAGACGUCAGUCACUAUUCAAUAUGGCGGAAUUCAAUACUUGAAUUUUAUAUCCAAAUUUUAUACAUAUAGUAUGUAUAUAUUUGAUAUAUAGUUUUAUGAAUGAGAACAAUAUUUGGAAACAGAACAGCUUUAUUUACGUCAUCCGUAUUUUGAUGUUUUUUUUUUAAUGGUAUUUUAUCGUAUCGAGUACUAUUCGACUAUUGCACGGAAGGUUUUAUUUUUUAAUUGCCGAUUUUUUACAGACUUAUUCUACUAUAUAUGAGACUGUACUGUACUGCAUCAGGGGAUUAGAUAUCCGAUGACGUCAGUCACUAUUCAAUAUGGCGGAACUCACUUAAAACCUUUCGUGGCAUAGUCUGCUAUAACUCGAACUUAAUUAAUAUUUUAAGACACCUUUUAUUUUCGAUUUUGGUAAUGUAAAUUUUCAUUUCGAAUUUAUGUUUUGUACUUAUUGAAAAGAACCGUUCGCAAAUUUACUUGUUGUGUGUUUUAUGUGAUAUCUGUAAUUUUUAAUGUAAAUACUUUAUGGUUACUAUUAUGCCAAUAAAUAUCGUUUUAUUCUUUUA